AUGACACCGCCUACCACCGCCGCCGAGAAAAAAGAUCCCGGCGGAAUUGGGUUCUUAGACGAUGUUGGUGGAAGUGUUGAUGGACUAAUGUCUUGUACUGAGUCUCUAGGUUUCGAGAGCUCCGAUGAGAGGACAGUGGAUGAUCAAAUUGAGGAUCAUGACCAAGAUGAUUUGAAUUCUAGGAAAUCAUAUUCUACAAAUAUGGCUAGUUAUUCUAAUUCAAAGUGUUGGCAAAGAAGUAAUUCGGAGAAGAAAGAAAAGAAGUUUCCGCCGCCAUUAUCGUCGUUAAACCAAGACGGAAAGCCAAAUUUCUUCAUGCGUGCGGUGAGAAAAGAUGGAAGGUUAGAGUUGACGGAGGUGAAAAUUAGUCGGCCCGAAACUCUCCUUGCUUCCCGCCAAGAUGGACGGCUGAGAUUACAUCUCAUUCGUAAUGAAGAAGAAGAAGAAACAGAAGAGGAAAACGACAAUUUCCCCCUGGACGAUGAAGAAGAGGUGAUUGAAACAAUUCAAGAAAAUAAUAAAGAGAUACUUGAUGAAGAAGGAGAAGAAAAGGUUGGAGAGUGGAAGUUUCCGGUGACAAGCGGUGGCAGUGAAGAUGGUGUUCGAAGAUGUUACGGUGGCCAUCACCACCAUAGUCAUAACAACCACCGCCAUGAUUUACAUGUGUGGAGGCAACACUGUGUCACAACUAGAUAG
Nicotiana tabacum (common tobacco) is the source of this 696-nucleotide messenger RNA. The record is from RefSeq and is a predicted model, not a curated record. NCBI's taxonomy places the organism in Eukaryota, Viridiplantae, Streptophyta, Magnoliopsida, Solanales, Solanaceae.